This is a messenger RNA of Megalops cyprinoides (Indo-Pacific tarpon), 2163 nucleotides long. Its product is annotated as NTPase KAP family P-loop domain-containing protein 1-like. The record is from RefSeq and is a predicted model, not a curated record. The transcript is spliced from 4 exons. The coding region runs from base 1 to 2163 and encodes 720 amino acids. NCBI's taxonomy places the organism in Eukaryota, Metazoa, Chordata, Actinopteri, Elopiformes, Megalopidae.
AUGGACACAAAAGGGGCCAUGCUUGAUGAUAUCUACGCUUAUGGCCUUUCCAGAACUCUGAUACAAGUUGCGCCUCCAGCCACCGUUGGGUUGUACUCUCCAUGUCAAAAGCGCUCCGAGACAUUGCUUCAGAAGAUCAGAAAUUAUAUGAACAGGGAAGCAGAGUGGAGAGAAAAGAAGCACAAAGAGGAUGUUCCCACACCCACCUUCCUGGGUUCUCUGUUUUGCCUGUUUGCCAUGAUUUUCCUUCGGCCCGUAUGGACUGAGGAGGGGGAGAGGAGGAGGAAGAGGGUGAGGUGGAUAUUUGUGCGUUUCAGCGCCUGGCACUUCGCCGGCAGCGAUAAGCUCUGGGCGGGCCUGGUACUCCAGCUCUUUAAAGCCGUAAACCGCAACAUCGGAGGCCUGUUCGUCAGCGUUUACAGGGUCACGCAGUACCCCUUUCCUAAGAGGGUCGAGAGCCAGAGCCAAUCUAACUGGAGGCAGCGGAAGGUGUGCGGCCUGCCGGUCUGGCUUGUCACUCUGGUCAUGGCAGCUGUAAGCAUAGGAUCGUGUGUCCUGCUUUCCGUGACUGGUUUCCGGGUGAAAGUGAACGGCACUCUGGGCGGCCUAGCAAGUGUGGAAUCCAUGGCCAUUGCAACCCUGGGGGCACCUGCUGCCAUCGCCGUCCGGUUCAUUGUAAGGACAGCCAAAAACGUCCUUUUCAACCAGGGCAGCAGCAUCCAGAGCAAAAUGAAUAAGUCAGCCAUCAGUGAACAGAUGGGGUUUAUGGACAAGGUGAGGAAGGAGGUGGGCAUCCUGGUUGAUCUCAUCCACUUCAUGGAAGUCAUAGAGAACAGAAAGAUCCGGGUCAUCCUCGAGAUCACCAACUUGGACCGGUGUGGCUCAGAGAAGAUUAUUCAGGCCUUGGAAGUCAUCAACAUCUUGCUGACAGGAGAAAGUUCUCCUUUUGUGUCCAUUCUGGCUAUAGAUCCCCGGAUUGUGGUGAACUGUGUGGAAAACACUCCUCUGCAUGACAGGUCAGAGAACAGUGGCUACGAGUUCUUAAACAAUAUUGUCACCCUACCCUUCUCUGUGCCUGAGCUAGGUGUGGACUCCAAGCUCAAGGUUUUCAAAACCCUUGCAGAGAGUCGCCUUGAAGUCAUUGUAGACGAAUCCAAAGCGACAGGGGCUCACACUGCUAAGCUUAGUUCAAACAAGGAGUCGGCGCUGGAAAAGGGAAUCCGAGAUGACAGUGUAGUGCCGUUCAUUGGAAAUAGUGCAGGGGAGAUGGAAAUAAUUGAACAAGGCAUCAGUUGGGAAUACUGGGCAAAUCAGAUCAAGGCACUGACAAAUGACGUUUUGGAAUUUGUUUAUACAAAAGGCAGCCUCCAAACAUACAUUGUUGAACAUGACAUGCAUAUGAGAAGAAUAAUCAAUUCAAUCCGCAUGUCAGUCGUCAUCAAGGAGGGGAUGAUAAGGGAUUCCUGCUCAGCAGAAGAGAUUGCAGCCUGGGUGGUUCUAGCCAACAUGUGGCCGUGUCGACUCAGCUGGAUUCUUCAUAUUGUGGAAGAUGACCAACAGAGGGCUGCCAUAGACCACCCUGAUGGGAGAGACCACAUUGAUAACGCAAAGACUUUGUGGGAAGUCUUCAGCGAGUCAAGCAUUGAACUGCACGCACUUAGAGACAAGAUUGUAUUACUCUUUGAGCAGGACAGUGACCCCGAUCUGUUUGAAAGAUUUCUCAAAAUCGAUUUCAGGUUCACCAUCAGGGAUAUUGGCAGGUUCAUGCCUUGGACAGUUAAUCUGGACCAGUCCAUUAAAAAGGAGCUGGACAGGAUCAGGGAAAGCUACAGAAUGAGACACAAAGUGAACCCCAAAGCCCUAACCCCACUCCCAAUAAGGGCCGUCAUUGGAAUGAGUACAGACGACAUCUGCAAAGAGAUGCAAAAGCUGAAUUUCCCUGAAACACACCAGAAGCUAGUGAGGGAGAAUCGACUCGACGGAGCAUCCUUGGCUCUCGGCGACGACGGUGAGAUCAAACGAGUCCUGCAGAUGGCCUUGGGUGAAUGGAUCUCUUUCAGCUUUCACUUCUUGGGAGGCAAGCCAAGAUCCAGCCCCCUCACAUCAAACACAAUGAUGGCUCUGCACAGCGGAGAUGUUCCCUCCACCCUCCUCGGGAGAUGA